CUGACCCCGGGCCCCCGGGGCCGCGAUGACCUGGGAGCUGCUGCUCUGGCUGCUGGCGCUGUGCGCGCUGCUCCUGCCCGUGGUGCAGCUGGUACGGUUCGUGCGUGCCGACGGCGACCUGACGCUGCUGUGGGCCGAGUGGCAGGGGCGUCGGCCAGAAUGGGAGCUGACUGACAUGGUGGUGUGGGUGACUGGAGCAUCAAGUGGCAUUGGCGAGGAGCUGGCUUUCCAAUUGUCUAAACUAGGAGUUUCUCUGGUGCUUUCGGCCAGAAGAGUGCCCGAGCUGGAGCGGGUGAAGAGAAGGUGCCUGGAGAAUGGCAAUUUAAAAGAAAAAGAUAUAUUGGUUUUGCCUCUUGACCUGACAGACCGAAGUUCCCAUGAGGUGGCUACUAAAACGGUUCUCCAGGAGUUUGGUAAAAUUGACAUUCUAGUCAACAAUGGUGGAAGAUCCCAGCGUUCCUUGGCUCAGGAUGCCAACAUGGAUGUGUUUAAGGAACUCAUAGAGCUGAACUACUUGGGGACAGUGUCCUUGACAAAGUCUGUUCUGCCUCACAUGAUGGAGAGGAAGCAAGGAAAGAUCGUUGUCAUCAACAGCCUUUCGGGAAUUGCAUCUGUACCCCUUUCCAGUGGAUACUGUGCCAGCAAACAUGCCCUCCGGGGUUUUUUUAAUAGUCUCCAAACUGAACUUACAGAGUAUCCAGGCAUAACAAUUUGUAACAUUUACCCAGGACCGGUACAGUCAGACAUCGUGAAGAAUGCCCUAACAGAAGACAUCGCAAAGCCUUUAAUCAACAGUGGAGACCAACAUUACAAGAUGGCAGCUGAUCGCUGUGUCCAGUUGAUGCUAAUCGCCAUGGCCAAUGAUUUGAAAGACGUUUGGAUCUCUGACCAGCCUUUCUUGUCGGUAGCAUAUGUGUGGCAAUAUAUGCCAACCUGGGCCUUAUGGCUAACCUGCAAGUUAGGGAAGAAAAGAAUUAAAAACUUUAAGAGUGGUAUGGAUGCAGAUUUGUAUUUUAGUAAGUGGAAGACUAAACAUGAGUGAACGAACACUUGGAGUUUUUGAUACCGGUGAGAGAAAUGGAAAGCAUCACUACAGUAACGCUGUGCCCAGAAGACCAGCCAUGGAUAUGUUAUGACUUUACUUUUUGAUACAACUUUCUAUUCAGUGUGUAAUGAAUAAUAAGUAAAACACUGCCUUGUAUCUUGUAAGAAUAUGUGAAUAAUAAAAUAACAAUCAGAUAAAAUAACAUUUAAAAACAA
This is a messenger RNA of Jaculus jaculus (lesser Egyptian jerboa), 1260 nucleotides long. RefSeq names its product dehydrogenase/reductase SDR family member 7-like. The transcript has 7 exons. The record is from RefSeq and is a predicted model, not a curated record. Lineage: Eukaryota; Metazoa; Chordata; Mammalia; Rodentia; Dipodidae. The coding region runs from base 26 to 1042 and encodes 338 amino acids. Gene Ontology annotation, molecular function: oxidoreductase activity.